Paramecium sonneborni is the source of this 2313-nucleotide messenger RNA. The record is from the annotation of a GenBank genome assembly. NCBI's taxonomy places the organism in Eukaryota, Ciliophora, Oligohymenophorea, Peniculida, Parameciidae.
AUGAAUAAUUAACAAACAAUUUCAAAUAACUCCAAGUAAGAACAAUAACCAGAAGAAGAAUCCUAUGAUGAAGAAGAUGAUGAAGACUUAUAAGAAUACACUUAAUCAACUAAUAUCAAAUAAUUGUUUAAUAGCUAAGGUAUUUCAAAAAAACUACAUAUAUUAGAUUCUUUCAUGCAACAAAUUAAUAUUUUGAAUGAAUAGGCUACUACAAAAAUUAAACAAUAAAAACACAAAGAGGCAUUGAAACUAUUAUAAUAAUCAGAAUAAAUGCUUGAAGUAUCAAUUAAAUUCAAUAUAUAAGUUUGCUGCUAGCUGUGGCAGAGUAAUUGAUAGGAACUUAAUUAUUAUUAUCUUGUAUAAUUAAGCUUGUGCAUAUCAAUGGUUAUUGUAUCUCUUAUUAUUUCAGUUAAUGGAUCUUAGAUAAAUGUUCCAAAUAUCUAGAUGGAGUUAUUUAUAACAUGGAAAUUGGUAUUAAAGAAGAUGAAUAAGAUCUGUAAACUCUUCCAAAUCUUUAAGAAAAAUAAGCUUAACUUAUUAAGAGAUAAACAUUUUUGGUUAAAGCUUAUUUACAAUAUACUGCUAUACUAAGUUAAUUAGGAAAGUAAUUUUUUAUUUAUACAUAGACAUAAGUAAGCAUUGAUUAAUUCACAAAAAGCAGCUUAAACUAUGAGAGAAUUGUUUAAAAUUGCCAAUAAUUUUUGUUAGUAAUGGUUAUAAAUAAAUGGUUCUUAAGGUACAGCUACGACAUCUUAAUCAAAUGUUUCAGUAAGGAGUAAGUUAUAUUUCUUAUAUUAUAUAGAUGAAUCUUCUCAUAAUAUUGAUAAAAAGAAAAACGGAUAAACUUAUUAAGUUAAAGACGAGAUUGAAUUUGGUAGGCUUGUAAUUGAUAGCGCUUAAGAUGUUUUAAAGGAUAUGAUUAAAUAAGAGGAUUUAGUCUCUAUUCGUCCAGAUAAAAAAUAGUUAUUAAAAGAAACAAAACGAUAAUUGUAUAAUUGGAGAAAUAACCCAGAAAACAAUGAAAAAUAAAUCAGAAAAGAGUUGAAAUUGGUCUCUUAGAAUGAAGAAUAUCGAUCUUUGUUAGGUAUUCAAAAUUUAGCUGAGUGGAUCAAAAACUUUAAUAUAGGUUCAAUUAUGCAUAUGGCUCCUCAAAUUUAUGAAGAAUUUACUUAAUUUGGAGAAAUGAUCUAUGAAUUAGCAAAACGAUAACUCUUAGAAAAAGUUAUAUAUCUUUCCAUUUCUUAUUUUACUAUUGCUACUGAAUUAAGAUUUGUUGAAUUAGAGAAGGCCAAAUAACAUGGUGUAAAAGAUGAUAAAUUAGAUACUGAAGAAUUUAAGUUAAGUGAAUUAUAUCAUCUUAAAUCUAUUGAAAUAGCAUGUAGAAAUAUUACAUAUUAAUCUCCAUACAUAUCUCAUCUUAUUACAAGCUAUCAUAAACAUUAUAAUAUUAAUCUAGAUGUUAUUCGAGAAGAAUCCUUAUAAUCAAGUGCUUCUGAAAAGAUAAUAGAAGAUUUAGAUCAAUCAAAAGUUAAAGGAAAGGUUUUAUAAAUAUAAAUUAAUAAAGAACUUACAAAUAAUAAAUUUGAAAAACAAGACUAAUCACCUAAGCUAACAGGAAAUUUCAUAAAAUCUUUUCUUAAUUCCAAAUCACCUCCAAAAUAAUCUUAAUAAUAAUCAGUAAAGAAUCUUAUUAGUGAAACUGUUAAAAUUUAAACAAAUCUAUUAGAAUAAAUGAUAAAUAAAAAAAGAGGUUCUGAUUCCUCUCCUUCUAAUCAAAGAAAUUCAACAAAAUAAUAAAAUUAAGCUGACUUUGAUUUUAGUAUCUAUUUAAAAAAAUAAUCUAAUCCUUGUAACAUAAGCAAUUAAAAUACUGAUACUACAUAAGAUGUAAUAAAUAGUAUUAUGACAAUUCAAUUAUAACCCUAUAAAAAUAACAAUAUCAAAUAUAAUCUAAAUAACAUGAUUAAAUAAUAAAGUCCUAAUAAUAAUAAUACUCAAUUGAAAACUUUGCUAUCUGAUGCUUGUAGAACAGAGAGAUAAGUGAUGACUGAAUAAUAAAAUUCUUAUACUCCUAUUAGUUAUAGAGUUAAUAAUCGAUCUCCUGAUUCAUCCUAUUUAAAUGCUUAAAAAUAACGUUAAUAAUAACUGCAUCAAAAUAAAACCCCAUAAAAUAGACCAAGAACUAACACUGAGUAACAAUAUCCAUAACCGUGUAUUUAUUAUUGAUUAUAUAGCUUAGCCUUUCCAUUAAAAUUGGAAACAAUUUAGCAGUUAUUAAGAAACAAAGCAAUUAAUAAUCCAAAAAUCAAAUGA